CCAUCUGCAAGGCACAAUAACAUAUUUUCCUUAAAUCAUUCAUGUUUAUAACAAUGAUGAAUUUGUUUAUUGUAUGAGUUGACUAACCCUGCAUACAGGACAAGGGUUUCUUGCCACAUAAACAGUGUCUGCAACAACAACCUGAAUUGGUUUUCCAUCAGCUGUGUACAAGGUUUUCUGGUCACCCAUGGUGCUGGCAAUUUAUUAUGAUUAACACAAACAAUUUUUAUCACUACACUAUGGUGUCAGCAGCAAUAAUGUUGAGUGCCACAAUUGUUUGCCUCCCAGUAGCAGCUGUCAACCCAUUUCAAGCUAGGGCAAGGAAUCACAGCUUUGCAUGUGGGUUAAAGAGGAAUGGAGACUAUCAUUCAAGGAUCAUUGGUGGAGGAGUUGCUAAAGAAGAUGAGUUUCCAUGGCAAGUUUACCUCAAAGGCUCAUCUAGGAGUUUUCUGGGGAAGAGAAGUUAUUGGACUUGUGGGGGUUCUUUGAUCUCUGAUAAAUAUGUCCUCACAGCUGCACAUUGUUUGAGAAGUUCCUCUUCCAGAGUUAAAAUGGAGGUGUACAUUGGGGCUCACAACUUGGACUUGCCUUCAAGCAAAGACAGCAGAAUAGUUGUGGAAGCUGUUGACUGGAGCAGACACCCUGAUUACAGUUUCCCCAUCAGACUUAGGAAUGACAUAGGAAUAAUUAAAAUACCCUCUUUGAAAGAUCAUUAUUGUGGGGUGAAAAAGGGAUUGAGAAUAGUUGGGGGAUUGCAAGCUAUAGAGGAUGAGUUUCCUUGGAUGGUUUACAUGAUGGUGAAGAUCAAGAAGGACACAUUUUCUUGUGGGGGAUCUCUGAUUUCAGAUGAGUGGGUACUCACAGCUGCUCAUUGCAUCCAACCACAAGGAUCAUCAAUGUGA
Messenger RNA from Notodromas monacha, 902 nucleotides. Lineage: Eukaryota; Metazoa; Arthropoda; Ostracoda; Podocopida; Cyprididae. The record is from the annotation of a GenBank genome assembly.